Messenger RNA from Limulus polyphemus (Atlantic horseshoe crab), 2188 nucleotides. RefSeq lists its product as uncharacterized. The transcript is spliced from 2 exons. The coding region runs from base 9 to 1811 and encodes 600 amino acids. Lineage: Eukaryota; Metazoa; Arthropoda; Merostomata; Xiphosura; Limulidae. The record is from RefSeq and is a predicted model, not a curated record.
ACUCCGAUAUGACUUUUAAACCUGUUGUUCUAAAUAAUAUGAAUUCCAAGAUCAGAACAAAUGAAGGCUUUAUUAACAGUCACCAGUAUAACACUAAACUUGCUGUUCAGCCAUUACAGGAGGAUAUUGAACAAAGUAACUCCGAUCUGAAUUUUAAACCAGUUGUUCUGAAUAAUGUAUAUGAUACAUCAUUAGCUGUAGAAAAAGCACCAUUUUAUAAGGCUGGAGAUGAUUUAUUUCAGUAUGUCAUGAGUAAAGUUUCAAGUGCAUUAAUGUCAUUAAAUCAUGCUUCCAACAAGGAAACGGUCGGUUUAUCAACUCGUCUAGCGAACCCUUCUGUAGCACGUGAUAGCCAAACCAGCCUUACACAGACAACAAAUCCUCAACCAAACUCAUCAUAUGUUGAAGUUUUUAAAAAUGGAGAAAAUCAAUUUAAGGUUGAACAUAGAAAGUCAUCGUACCCACAGUUACAAACAGGGAACAAAGAACAAAAUUCAAGUAGAACUUCGCAAGUAAAAGUUGACAAUUGGAAAAAUAAGGAGUUACAACAGAGUUCAAAAUUAAAGAAGGAUAGUGUUUGUCAAGAACUUAUUAUUUUAUCUCACCAUCAACUUGAGAGUAAUUCUGGAAUUGUAACACAACCACUGGAUCACAAGGACAGCAGUCCUGCAGUUGUAACAUCAUCACUGGAUCACAAGGACAGCAGUCCUGCAGUUGUAACACAACCAUUGGCUCACAGGGACAGCAGUCCUGUAGUUGUAGCAUCAUCACUGGCUCACAAGGACAGCAGUCCUGCAGUUGUAACACAACCACUGGCUCACAAGGACAGCAGUCCUGCAGUUGUAACACAACCACUGGAUCACAAGGACAGCAGUCCUGCAGUUGUAGCAUCAUCACUGGCUCACAAGGACAGCAGUCCUGCAGUUGUAACACAACCACUGGCUCACAAGGACAGCAGUCCUGUAGUUGUAGCAUCAUCACUGGAUCACAAUGAUAGUAGUUCUUGCUCCAGAACAACCCAAGACUUCACAAGUAAGCCAGGAAAAACUGCUGUUAUGUUUGCCUCUGAUCUUUUAUCCAAGUCAACUGGAUUAGAAGCUGAGAUAGAAAUGAAAAGUGAAGGUUCUCUUGCACUAUCAAACCCCAAUGUAGCUUUACAGUGUAACACUAGUCGAGACAGUAGAUAUGAAAAGUCACAAUCAUUAAGUUCAAAACAACCGAAAGAAAAACCUACUUCAGACUAUUCAAACACAUUUGAAAAUUCCAUUCCUUCACAUAACGAGGAAAACUUACAUAAAAAUGUUCAUAGUAGUGGCAACACCAGCAGCUCUGUGAAAGAGGAACUUGACAAUGAUGAAACUUUAAAAUCAGUCUCUGAGAGUAUAGAAAUGGAAAGCAUGGCCACAGACAGUACCUCGAAAAAAGACGUAACAUCCAAUGGAAAAACUAAAGAAAAGGAAGUACGGAGUAAGUUGUCACUAAACACUCGGGAAAUACCAGAACUAAAUAAAAAUCAAGAGAACAAAGAAGUACGGAGUAAGUUGUCACUAAACACUCGGGAAAUACCAGAACUAAAUAAAAAUCAGGAAGUACAGAGUAAGUUGUCACUAAACACUCGGGAAAUACCAGAACUAAAUAAAAAUCAAGAGAACAAAAACAUGUUUAAACCUUCGGACAAGCACGCAGACGACUUUCCAUCUUUUUCAAGUCUCAACUCACUGACUGGUUUCACAGACAUGGAAACACCAAGUAUUUCUCUUUCGUCAUCAGUUUCAAAUAAGCUUAGUGGAAGUGAUGUCGAAGAUUUCUAGCUUGUGAGCUAGGAAACUCGCCUGAAAAUAUACUUUAAUUCUAGAAGUUAACCUGGUUUUGUUUUUCAAUAAUGACAGUCACAAAGCUUACAAUAAGAUCACUGUGAUACAAAUGGUAUGAAUACCAAAUAUUUAUAAUUAAAGUUGCUGUUUUCAAAGAUGAAGAUACAAUUUUGAAGUGCCAUUUUCUUUUACAUAAAUAGCCCGAGACAACUAUAACCACACCGGUGGUUAAUAACAAAACUGAAGUUGAACUCGGUAACAUAAAACAUAUUUUAAGCAGCAAGUUUAUUACAGAAGUAGUGUUUGUGCAUACUGGAACCGAUUUGAACUUUUGUAUGUAUGUAUGUGUCAUGUAUUAAAUUUUUAGAAACUGC